AUGCACCCCGCUUUCCCCCCUCCAUCCCUCUAUCCCCCUGCCGCCCUGCAAUGCCUCCGCUUCACAGGUGGGCAUUCCCUUCCCUCCCCUCCGCCUGCUUGUCCCCGGCUCCUACCCACACUGCUCGCCCCAGCCAUGGCCCUUCCAAGCCCACCCGCACGCCAGGUGUCUCAAAUCAAUUCAAACAUUGAUCAACACACUUCAUCCCCACCUCUUAUCUCGGACCAUCCGAACCUCGCCCAUCCUCCAUCACUCCCAUCCCACUUCCAACCUCAUCCCCCCCUCGCCCCUUCCCCCUUCCCUAUCACUCACCAAGAGGAUGCUGUUUUCCUAGGAGCUGCGUGUUGGACCAUUCCAUGGGGGGGGAAUCAUCUAUCCCCCGUGGUUCAAGACGCCAUGGACCGUUUUACCAGAGCCAUGCGCGCUGCCAAGGGCCCUCUCACGCUCACAGCCAUGGCGAGGGCCUGGGACGAGCAUGCACGGGCGGCAGUCAUGCAUGUGCUUGCGGCUUCUGCUCCCCCGAAUGCGUGCUGGCAUGCUGUGGUUGGCCCGUGGCAUGAGUGUGCUGCUGACGUGGCACAUGGCUAG
Closterium sp. Naga37s-1 is the source of this 588-nucleotide messenger RNA. NCBI's taxonomy places the organism in Eukaryota, Viridiplantae, Streptophyta, Zygnematophyceae, Desmidiales, Closteriaceae. The record is from the annotation of a GenBank genome assembly.